AAAGACGAUCCGUGAUUAGAACGGUACAGUCCCACUGUGUUUUACCCGCACCUCGACGCUGCCUUACAAACGCCAGUAGGGGAAUUCUGUAGCGGCAAUGGCAGGCAUCCCGCCCCACAUGUUGCUGGAGCGUGAGAUCUUGGAGGUCAACCUCGAAGCCGUGAAGAAAGCGCUAGAAGACGGAGCUUCGCCGAAGGGCCAGGACGACGCGAACAAAAAGCCGAUCCACUAUGCAGUUGAGGUUGGGUCAAUCCCGGUCAUAGAGGUGCUGUGUGAAAGGGGCGCGGAUCUAGAUGUUCCCAACGCGGAUGACAAUGAGAGCGCCCCGCUGCACGUGGCCACGAGGAGGAACUUCGAGGGCGUGGUCCGGCUCCUCCUCGAGAAGGGCGCGGAUGUCAACGCCAAGAACGGCAUGGGGCAAACGGCGCUCCACCUGGCAACUAUUGCUGACAAUAAGAAAAUUGUGGGCUUAUUAAUAGAAAAAGGAGUGGAUUUACAAGUUACUGAUGUAAACAACGAGAGCGCAAUGCGGAUCGCGACCCGCGCGGCGUCCAAGGCGACCCUGGAGCUCCUGAAGCAGGGCGGCUGCCCCCUCGACGCCGUGACCGAGGACGGCGCGACGCUCCUGCACCUGGCGGCCACGUACGGCAACCUCGAGGCCGUCAAGUGGCUCGUCCGGAACGGCGUCGACACCGAGGCGCUGGACCGGAUGGGCGAGACGGCGGCGGCGGCGGCGGAGAAGGAGAGGCAGACGCACGUGGUCGAGUGGCUGGCCCGUCACAAGGCCAUGAAGAAGGCAAAACUCCCCAGAGCGUGUGACUUCCUCGAAGAUCUGACGAAGUUGAUCCAGGAAGGGAAGGACGUGAAUGCUCUUUACACAGAGGGUUAUGGGCAAGGUUUCUGUCCCCUGCACCUCGCCGCCGAAGCAGGAUACGAGACCGUGGUUGACUACCUGAUCCACGAGGGAGCUGACGUCAGUGUCAAAUGCAGCAACGGAAUGACGGCUCUCCACCUAGCGUCCUGGGGAGGCCACGCGAAGGUCGUGGAAAAGCUGAUAAUCGCCGGAUGUGACGUCACAGCACUGGACGACGAAGGGAACGCUGCCUUCCACCUGGCCAGCAUCGGCGGCCACAUCCACACCCUGCAGCUGCUCUACCCGUUGGUCGAGCCCGAGGUUCCGACCUGCGAAGGGAAGACCGCCCUUCACCUGGCGGCCGAGUACGGGAAUCUGAAGGCCGUUCGCUGGCUUCUCGGCAAAGGACUCGACCCGAACAAAGUCGAUUCCUCGGACCUCACGCCGGACGCCUACGCUCGCCGGGAGAAGAACACCGAGGUCCACGAGUGUCUGCUUCGCUGGAAACAAUACAUGAGGGAGAAGUCGACGAUACAGCGGUACCAGAGAGAGAACCAGAACCUUCGACGAUUACAGGCUCGAAUGAGAGAAGAAAUUCAGAGAUUAGAAAACGAAGCCAAAGAGAUGAAAAAGGACAACGGGAAGCUGAAGAUGCAGAUUCGAGUUCUGUCAACUCUCCUGAAGUCAAAGGAAGACGCAGCGGCCGAGCAGACUCAGGAGGAAGAAGAAUGAACAUUAAAUCCGCUCUCGCACGUCAAUAACUGAUUUGUAUUUAUCUGUUUUUAUCUAUUUACUUCUUUGUGUUAUUAAUGUAAUAUAAUUAGUUCUGAUAAAUGUCAUAAAUUUUUAAUUUGGAUUUUUCUCAUAUAAAUAAAGAAAUAUGAUUUU
Penaeus vannamei (Pacific white shrimp) is the source of this 1741-nucleotide messenger RNA. Its product is annotated as putative ankyrin repeat protein RF_0381. The record is from RefSeq and is a predicted model, not a curated record. Gene Ontology annotation, molecular function: protein binding. Lineage: Eukaryota; Metazoa; Arthropoda; Malacostraca; Decapoda; Penaeidae.